Messenger RNA from Sorex araneus (European shrew), 2716 nucleotides. It is a transcript of the gene GTF3C6, whose product is annotated as general transcription factor IIIC subunit 6. Bases 140 to 826 code for a protein of 228 amino acids. NCBI's taxonomy places the organism in Eukaryota, Metazoa, Chordata, Mammalia, Eulipotyphla, Soricidae. The transcript has 6 exons. Gene Ontology annotation, biological process: transcription by RNA polymerase III. The record is from RefSeq and is a predicted model, not a curated record. Gene Ontology annotation, cellular component: transcription factor TFIIIC complex.
GCUGCAGGCGGGAGCUGCACGGGCGCGGCCAUCUCUGAUCCUGGCACGGCGCGAGCCGAGUCUCUGCCGCCCGGACCCAAGAUGGCGGCGGCGCGUGGGCGUGGCCAGUGCCGCGCAGGCCGAGCGUAGCGGCGCGAUCAUGGCGGCGGCGGCAGCUGCGGCGGCGGCGGAGCGCGGUGCCGAGGAGGAGGAGGAGGAUGCAGAGGAGGAGGAGGAGGAAGAGGAGGUAGAGCAGUUGGUUCUGGUGGAGUUGUCCGGGAUUAUUGAUUCGGAUUUCCUCUCAAAAUGUGAGAAUAAAUGCAAGAUUCUGGGAAUUGACACUGAGAGACCCAUUCUGCAAGUGGACAGCUAUGUCUUUGCUGGAGAGUAUGAAGAUGCUCUUGGGACCUGCGUUAUAUUUGAAGAGGAUGUUGAACAUGUGGAUGCAGAAGGCUGUAAUAAAACAGUACUAAAAUACAAAUGCCACACAACGAAGAAGCUCAGCAUGACAAGAACUCUUCUGACAGAAAAGAAGGAAGGCGAAGAAAACAUAGGUGGCGUGGAAUGGCUGCAAAUCAAGGACAAUCAUUUCUCCUAUAGACCCAACAUGAUUUGUAGUUUUCUGCAUGAAAAUGAAGAUGAAGAAGUUGUAACUCCAGUUUCAGAUAAACCUUUGGAGUUGGAAGAGACCCAAGUGAAAGAUGAUUCAAACCCGGAUUAUGAGCAGGGGAAACCACAGGACUUGGAAAUAGAGGAUUCUGGUCCUCUUACUGCUCUCUCGUGUGAGACGGACGGUUCUGUUUUUAUGGGAACCCAAGAUACGGCCUUAGAAAUCACCCCAAGAUGAAAUACUCUUUACAAUACUCAUGAACUUUAUUUAGAGUUUUUAUGUAGAAGAAUUAAUUGUAGCUUUCUCUUAAUUACUUACUCUUUUUGUUAGCUAUACUCACAUUUUUACUUACGGCACAACUUAAUAUACCAGAAUCGUUAAGGACUUGAUACAAGAUGUUAAAAAUAUGUUUUUUGCAUGUUUUGCUUCCAGAAGCCCUGAGUCCUUUAAUCACUGAGGUGAGUGUAUGUUUUCUAUUGCAACUGUCAUGUGACCACAAGCAUAAUGACUUAAACUAUACAGGUGUCAGACCUUGAGGAAUAGGGCAGUGAUGUCAAGCACCUGUUUUGUCACUGUAUGUUCAUGACUUUAAAUCCCUGGCAUCCCACACAUGCUAAGCAUGGUCCAGGCAGCUCUGCUAAUGAGGAACAACUAUCCCCUGUAUCUCAAGUGAUUUUUGGCUGCGCCACGAGCAAGGUGUGUGAGCCCCACAAAAAGGGGUGCAACCCUGGUAAAGACGAGAACUAAGUGCUAGAACCAAGUCCAGGAAGUGACCUGUGGUGAGCAUGUGUGAGCACCACAGCCAUAACUGCCUGGACUCCAGGCAAGGCCCUGGAAGCAAGCAGGGAAGCCCUGCAGCUAAAGGUGUGCAGAGCUCGGGGAGCACCACUGCCACGUCAGCGUGCAGGUAGCGCGCCUCUCCACUCAUCAUCUCUACGAGGAAGGGGAAUGGGAGGGAAUGAAAAUAAAUGAAUUUAAGCAAAUAAAUAUUGCAGGUUACUGUCGUAGGUAGGUCAGUCCUUUAUCGUGUCUCAUCUGACCUGCAGUUCAGGUGUAGCAGGACGUUGUUCUUUUCUGGAAUAUGGGGGAACUGGUAAAACCGAGGGUCUCCAUUUCCUUGUUCAUUGAGUUGUUGGCAGAAUUAAAAUUCUCUUACUCAAAGUGGUGAUCAAAGUCCCAUUUACUUGCUGUGGCUGAGGGUGUUUUUCUGCUUCUACGUUCCUGUCUUCCUUGCUUUAUGAUCCCCUUCUGAGCCAGGAAAGGUCACGUCCCUCUUUCUCUGGUGCCGGGUUUUUUUUUUUUUUUUUUUUUUUUUAUCAUUCUCGUUCUGUUUCUUUUGCUUUCACUUUUAAAUUUCCUUUUUAUUACCAUGGCUCCACCUGGAUAAUCUCCCAAUUUUAAGGGAAAUGGAAAGACAUUCCUGCUCAUGGAUUGGAAGAAUCAACAUGUUAAAAUGAAGUCCUAUCCAAAGUACUAUACAGAUUAAAUGCAACACCCAUUAAAAUUCCAGUGACUUUUUUUUUUCAAAAACAGAACAAAUGCUACUAAAAUUUGUAUGGAAUUGUAAGACUCCACGAUUAGCCUAAGUACUCCUAAGGGGGGAAAAAUAGAGAUGGGAGGUAUCAUUUCCCAACUUUGAACUAUACUACCAAGCUAUGAUAAUAACCUCCCAAUUUUAAGGUUUAUAACCUUAACUAGUGACAGUUUUUGGUAUUUUUUUCUUUUGGGGUCUUACCUGGUGGUGCUUGGGUCCCAUCAGCAAGUACUGGGGACCAUGUGGUGCUAGGAAUCAAACCCAGGGCCUCCCACCUGAGCCAUAUAAUCCCUGGUAAACUGUGUGUGUGUUUUAGGGGGCUGCUCCUGCUGGUGGUCGGGAACCCUGCGGUGCUAGGGAUUGAGCCCAGGCCUCUGGCAUGCAGACCACACACUCAUUGAGCUCUCUCUCCAGCUCCUAAAUUGUAAGUUGUGGAGGUGUGUGGGACCACAACCUGGUGGUGCUCAUGGGCUACUCUACUCCUGGCUGUGUGCUCAGGGGUCCAAAUGUAGUGCCAUCAUAGUGGUGUCGACUCCAUGUAAGGCAAAUGCAUUAGUCUCUGUACUACCUUUCCAGCCUGUUUUUUUUAAAAA